AUGGAACGCUUCUGUUCAGCAAACGUAGUGGCUUUAUUGGGGGAAAAGUUUGGUGUGGGCGACGCUACUUCUCCAAGUAGAGAGGAAAUCAAAAUGGCACAAAGAUUGGCUGAUAUAAUUAUGCGGCAUGCCGAGGGUGAUGAGUUGGAGGUAGAGGAGGAUGAGGAGGUGUGCAGUGAAAGUGAAGAUGAAGUGGAAUCAUCGACAGACCUAGAUGAUGGUGCCAUCCCC
This is a messenger RNA of Anisakis simplex (herring worm), 231 nucleotides long. The record is from the annotation of a GenBank genome assembly. Lineage: Eukaryota; Metazoa; Nematoda; Chromadorea; Rhabditida; Anisakidae.